Aspergillus thermomutatus is the source of this 435-nucleotide messenger RNA. RefSeq names its product mitochondrial glycerol dehydrogenase Gld1 (gene GLD1). Gene Ontology annotation, molecular function: aldose reductase (NADPH) activity. The transcript has 6 exons. Bases 1 to 435 code for a protein of 144 amino acids. The record is from RefSeq and is a predicted model, not a curated record. Lineage: Eukaryota; Fungi; Ascomycota; Eurotiomycetes; Eurotiales; Aspergillaceae. Gene Ontology annotation, cellular component: cytosol.
AUGUCUCUCGGAAAGAAGGUCACCCUCAACACUGGUGCUCAGAUCCCUCAGCUGGGUUUCGGUACCUGGCAAUCUGCCCCCGGUCAAGUCGGUGAGGCUGUCUACCAUGCCCUGAAGGCUGGUUACCGUCACCUGGAUCUCGCGACUAUCUACCAAAACCAGCGCGAAGUCGCCCAGGGUAUCAAGAGAGCCUUCCAGGACAUCCCCGGCCUCAAGCGUGAGGACCUCUUCAUCACAUCCAAGCUAUGGAACAGCCAGCAUCACCCCGACGUGGUGGAGAAGGCUCUCGAUGACUGCCUUGCUGAGCUCGAACUCGACUUUCAAAUCAUACACACAACAGAGAUUGGGCUUCAUGUUGAUACUGGUUCCGCUGAGGGGGAGGAAGCAAUUGAGCCGGGCAUGAGGCAGCCUGACCUAAUAAUUGUCACACUGUGA